Calidris pugnax (ruff) is the source of this 1778-nucleotide messenger RNA. RefSeq names its product M-phase phosphoprotein 6 (gene MPHOSPH6). The coding region runs from base 82 to 579 and encodes 165 amino acids. The transcript has 5 exons. The record is from RefSeq and is a predicted model, not a curated record. Lineage: Eukaryota; Metazoa; Chordata; Aves; Charadriiformes; Scolopacidae. Gene Ontology annotation, biological process: maturation of 5.8S rRNA.
CGCUCCUCCCCCGGCCUGCGCGGCCUGGGCGCUACGCGAGCGCGGGGAUCGGCUGCGGCCUAGCGGGCAGCGCCGGCCGCCAUGGCCGGGGAGGUGAAGACGAAGCUGUCCAAGAACCUCCUGCGCAUGAAGUUCAUGCAAAGGGGUUUGGAUUCACAAACUAAAAAACUAUUAGAAGAAGAAGAAAAGAAGAUAAUUAGUGAAGAACACUGGUAUCUUGAUUUGCCAGAUCUAAAGGAGAAAGAGAGCUUUAUAAUAGAAGAGAGGAGCUUUAUGCCAUGUGAGGAUCUACUUUACGGCAGAAUGUCCUUCAAAGGAUUCAAUCCAGAAAUUGAGAAGUUAAUGAUCCAAAUGAACUCUAAGUGCAAGGAAGAAGAAAUUGAAGUGGAUGAUAAAAUGGAGGCUGAUGUGUCAGAUGAAGAAAUGGCCAGAAGAUAUGAAACAUUAGUGGGAACAAUAGGGAAGAAAUUCUUGAGAAAAAGAGACCAGCGUGUACUCCAGGAUGAAGAUGAAGAUGGGGAUAGUAAUGCAAGACCUAGCAAAAAAGCUAAGAAAAAGUUCUUAAAACCUCAGGACUAAUGUCAGCUGCACAACUGGAGCUGAUAUAAUUGUUAUCUACCAAAUAGAGUACCACGAACUGGAGUUUUUGCUGUUUAACGUAAAGGAUAGAUUUGUAAAUGUGAGUCUGUUCUCAUUGAAAUUUCUAUCAUCCACAGGACAAAUAUUUUUCAAAGUGGAUGUGUGCAUAAUGGAUGUCAUACAUCCUUUCCUCUCUCAGCAGCUUUUAAUGUGUGGGGCACUAAUCCCAUCAGCCUUUUUAAAUGUUAGGUGUAAUUAGAUCAAGUGUCACAUGCAAUCGAGAGCAACAUUAUUUACAAUUUAUGAUAACAUCUGAAAGACAUAUUUGGAGUAAAGACGAGCUUUGUCCAAUCCAGUAACAGUUCAGCUUUCACUGCUUUUUUAAUUAUGAAAAUGAAAACCUUUGCUGUCUUCAAAUUCAAAAAGUCAGCAGAAACGUGUAUUCUGGUUUUUUACUGUUCUAAAAUUAGAUGGGAAAAGAAGAGAGAGAAAAUCAAUUUGGUUGAAUUUUAUUUUUUAUAAAGCUUAUUUAAAAAUAGAGGGGUUUGUAGUAGAACUACUUUUUUUUAUAGAGCAAGCCAAAUAUUGGGCAACGUUUACAGUUUGACACUUGAGCAGAUUGUGAGUCUUAAUUUCUGGCUUCCAAAAUAAGUUUGCUAAUCUUAUCUUUUUCAGCAAAAAAAAAAUUAUAUAAAUCCAAUCUUAUAAUUAUCUAAGUCUUUUCAUAAAAGCGUAAUAACGGCUUCAGAAACAUAUUUGAAAGCUGAAUAAAAACUGGGUUUUUUUGUGAUUAAUGGUUGUGGUUUAGGUAAUUUAAUGUUAAAAAUGAUGCUUAAUACAAUCUGAUACAAGAAGUGAUCCUGUUUUGUGCUGGCCACAGAUGUCCCCAAAUAUUAGUUGACUGCACUGACUGUUUUCUGUUUAGCGUGUGCAGCGAAGUCGUCUGAAGAAAUGUCAGGAUGGAAACAUGAUGCCCUUUGGUCAGUCAGUGUUGUGGGCCUAUUGAAAAAUGUCGAUGCGGUCUUGUCUAAAAUCAUAACAGUUCUCUGCAUCCUGCCUUUCAACAGGAAAUAAUUCUUUCUAUUACUUCAUUUCCCCAAAUAGAUGUCUAACUUACUCAUCUGUAAUGCUGGUUCUCUGGAGAAAAAGGAAUUUAUUAAACUGAAGCAAGUAGUGGCCAUUUUCUCAUGGACAAAAAA